This is a messenger RNA of Rattus rattus (black rat), 2646 nucleotides long. It is a transcript of the gene Snx11, whose product is annotated as sorting nexin 11. The record is from RefSeq and is a predicted model, not a curated record. Gene Ontology annotation, molecular function: phosphatidylinositol binding. NCBI's taxonomy places the organism in Eukaryota, Metazoa, Chordata, Mammalia, Rodentia, Muridae. Bases 321 to 1133 code for a protein of 270 amino acids. The transcript is spliced from 8 exons. Gene Ontology annotation, biological process: intracellular protein transport.
CGGCGACUCACCCGGAAGGAGAAGCCGGAAUCUGCAUCUGGCUAUAUGGUUCGGUGCUGGUGGUGUCGCUAUAGAGAGCCGCUGCUGCUGCUCUCAGGAGCCAGCCGGGAUCGUUUGUUGGCAGUACAUAUUGGCUGAAGUCAGUUUUCAUUUCAAGGUUUUACACAUAAUUGGGGUUGAGGGGAAAGUUACCUACCUGGAUUUCCCCAAGGGACAUCUGUGAAAAACUUUUGGGGGUUUUGCUCUGAGAGAACCCAGUACGGACAUGCUAACUGUGCGUCCUCCCAUGUCCUCUGCUCCUCCCCAGAUGUUCUCUUCCGAUGGGCUUUUGGUGUAGGAUGUUGGAGAACCAAGAGCUGGAGGAGGUGAUCACCGUGCGAGUUCAGGACCCCCGGGUGCAGAAUGAGGGCUCCUGGAAUUCUUACGUGGAUUAUAAGAUAUUCCUCCAUACGAACAGCAAGGCCUUUACUGCCAAGACCUCCUGUGUGCGACGGCGCUACCGUGAGUUUGUGUGGCUGAGGAAGCAGCUACAGAGGAACGCGGGCUUGGUGCCUGUACCAGAACUUCCCGGGAAGUCCACUUUCUUUGGCAGCUCUGAUGAGUUCAUUGAGAAGCGACGUCAAGGUCUCCAGCAUUUCCUGGAAAAGGUCCUGCAGAGCGUGGUUCUCCUGUCCGACAGUCAGUUACAUCUCUUCCUCCAAAGCCAGCUCUCAGUGCCCGAGAUCGAAGCCUGUGUCCAGGGCCGGGGCACCAUGACGGUGUCUGACGCCAUUCUUUCCUAUGCUAUGUCCAACUGUGGCUGGGCCCAGGAGGAGAGGCAGAGCACCUCUCACCUGGCUAAAGGAGACCAACCUAACAGUUGCUGCUUUCUUCCAAGAUCAGGAAGGAGGAAUUCCCCUUCACCACCUCUCAGUGAAGAGAAGGACCACGUAGAAACCUGGGCUCCAGUGAUCGACUCUGAAGGCCCAUCCUUAGACAGCCCCAUGCUGCCACCCAGCUCCUCGCCAGCCUGCUGUGAUCCGGCAAGACCAGAUGAGGGGCUCUCUGGGUCCCAGCCUGCAAGAAGGGCUGUGGCAGGGGACCCUGCUGUGCCUUUGGAUCCUGGUCAGCUAGACACAGUGUGGGGAAAGUGAGCUGUGGCUGUUCUCUGUUCUCCUGGGUGGUGGAGAAGAUGCCGCCAGGGUCACAUUCAGGUGGGGUUGAGGACAGGGCAGGUAUAGGGGAAGUCGGGUCGUUGAGCAUCUUCCAUUCAAAUCUGCGCAGGUUUGUCAUGCAGAGGUUCUGGCUGCCUGCUACAGCUCCUCCAUGGGAACAAACACCACACUGGUGUUUGUUUGUGAGUUAGGUGCAGGGCCCAGAAGCUGUUGGUUUUAAAUAGAACUGUAUUUACUUUCCCAGGAGGUGAGUUUCUUCAGGUGUUUGUUUAAAGAGAACUGCCACAGGCGAAUGGUGAAUGGUGGAGAACCCCUUCGUGGUAGAUCUUUAGCUGCCAUGUUGGACAUUGUCCCAACAGACAGUUCCUAUCGUUCUAUUCCCUUCUUGGCAGGCUUCAGUUUUUGCUGUAGCCCCUGGAGAUUUUGGUUGUGGGAGGCUGACCUCUUGCUUGCCUCCUUGUGUGGACAAGGUAGCGAAGAUGUAGUCCCUACCUCCUUGCCUUGUGGCCACGAUGUGACUAUUUUCUGGGGUUUCCAGCAUCUUCCAAGACCUCGCCAGGUUGAGUGGGGCCUGAGAGUUGUAGGCAGUUAAAGCCUAUCCAGGCAUGGCUGGCACAGCCAGAGGGAAAGGAACAGGUCGGAGGCGUUGCUUGGGCAGUCUGGGCUGCCCAUCUUCUGCUUAUAAAGUAGAGCUGGUGUUUCUGCAGGAUUGAAGUGGGCUCCCUUUUUCAGAUCCUUUCCUUCCUUUCUUAAUAACUCCAUGGCCCUAGAGCUUUGACUGCCAGGGCCUACGGCUGCAUUCCUUGGAAGCCGAAAGUUCAGUCCAGUGGGGCCACAGGCUUUGUUUUGGCCCGGAAGUGAGGGCAGGGGAUGGAGGUAAGGAGCCCUAAGCUGUCCUGCAGACAGUGCGGCUCCUGUCUCCUGCGGCUGAAUAGGCUCUGCGGAGAGCAGGGGCUGCUAGCUGGAGUGCUAGGGCGGGCUGAGUGCCGGGCUCACCUUGCCACUGCUCUGCCCUUAGAUUUGUGUGUGUCUCACUCUGGCCAUCCACUCCAGCUGUGCGGUCCACCUCAGCUGUGGCACUACUGGCCCGCAUUGUGGGACUGGCCUGGCAUUUAGUUCAGAGUCGAGGGGCUUUGGCCUGAAAUAAAAUGCAAGUAUUUAAGACUGUUGUUGCAAUUUGUGUCUAACAAGCUGUAGCAGGGAAGGAGGGAGUGAGAGCUGGCAGGAGUUACUUUCAUAAAUCAUGAAUUUAUCAACGUGGAAAUAACACUGUAGACCUGUGCACUGGAAUUCUCCUGCAUUAUGUGUGUGACUCAAGUUCACCACUGCAGGAGAGACGGUUUUCCAGAGAGCUAGGAUGCAGCUCUUCUCACAGAUCUGGGCAUGAACCUUGUUAGGUAUAAUUUACCUGAUGCUGCCUCCAUCUUGGAAGCCUGUCUGAGGUGCCAGGUGCUAAAAGAGAAAUAAAGUUUGUCAACAGGCAGAUGCAAAA